Molecule: messenger RNA, 1929 nt
Organism: Trichobilharzia regenti
Lineage: Eukaryota; Metazoa; Platyhelminthes; Trematoda; Strigeidida; Schistosomatidae
Source: the annotation of a GenBank genome assembly
AUGUCCUAUGUAACUGAAGACAGUCCCCCUGAACACUUACAAGUUGGCAAUGGUGACCCUAAUCUGAUGUUACCCACUGAAGAUCAGUAUGACGUAAGUCUGGCCGCAGCAGAAUAUUAUCAGACAGGAGGCUAUUGGCAUAUUGGUACACAAAUGAUGGAUUGUUUAUUCCCAACUGAUCGUAUUGCUGAUGUGGCUUUCGAUCCAUUGGAAGAAUUAAUAUGGUGUGUCACACAAACAGGGCAACUAAGUGCUUUUUAUUCAACCACUUUGGAACGUUAUAUCAGUCUCACUGUCCCUUUAAUUUCUGAUGUAAACUCUUUUGAAAAUGCAACACCUUACAAUGAAUUAAAACUAGUCUUUCCAUCUCCGCGUCCUAUCGAGCAUUCUGUCUUUGUUUUGGCUAACAAUGGACUAUAUGCUUUCGAGAAAACGGGAAGACCACUAGCGUCAGCUGUGGAUAAAUUAAUGCUGGAACUCGAAUGCUUGGCUGUGACAGGUCCGACAGGUUCUUUACCAGGAUCAAGCAUCAGAGCAGGUGGUGUUGCUAGUUUCGCAAGAUUUUUCUUGGGUGGUCUUCAGCCAACUCUUCUGGAAGUAGAUGCUACUGAACGUUGGGGUGAAAUAAUCAGUACAGUAGAUGUUGGAAUCGGAGGUUCUGUAGUUCUUAGACCGUUCAGUGGUGGACUCUGUGCAGCGAAUACAAAUGGGAAAGUUAUGAUUAUCGACCCGCGCACUGAUUGUGGCAUUGUCCGUGAGCUGGAUGCGCAUACUGGGGAAAUUUCAGAUAUCACCGUCGAUGCACAUAGUCAUACAUUGGUUACUUGUGGUUGGUCACGUGUUGGAGAUUCAGGACUACGCGUGGAUAGGUUAUUAAGGGUAUAUGAUCUUCGAUCAGGUCGUGCUCAAGUUCCACUAUCCGCAUCAAUUGAUCCAUGUUUCGUUCGAUUUAUUCCUGGUUGUAGUGACAAUCUACUGGCUACUUCUCAGACUGGUGCUUUUCAAACCAUUCAGUGGGGGAAAAUGGUAUUUUCCCCGGAAGAUUUAGGUCAAGUGUGGUUAAGCUAUGACCGAUUAGUGGCUACAGAUAUUUCACAAAAUGGUAAUUGCGUUGUUUUUGCUACUGAAACCGGUCAACUUCAAUUAUAUAUUCAUGAUAUGAAUAUAUGCCAUUUCAACAGUUCACCGUUGCCGACGGAAUUCGCAUCACCACUCGCUGAAAGUCUAUGGCCAACAAAUACAUUAGAGACUGCUAUUCCUCUGAAUUAUUCAUUAAUGAUGUUUGAUGAUCCUAGCAGUAGUCUUUAUGGAACUAAUUUGGCUUUAUUAGGUAAAACAGCAGCAAAUGCUGUUGGAUUACAAAUGUUCGCUGCCUCUUUGCACCAACCGACUGAAAUGAUUUCAAAUCCUGAAUAUGUGGAUCUUGUAGAACGUCGGAAGACCGAGGUGGCUAGAGAAGCUGUUCUCGCUGCAUACAAACCGGUUGAGUAUGAUGACUACCGAUUUUCAUUCGCCAGCAUUCCUUUUGCAGCUUACCCACCACCUACCUUCGAUUCAACCAAUCCAAUUGAAGAAGAAUCUAGUUCAAUAUGGAUGCCAAAAUCAGAUACAAUUUGUACAUCAGAUUGGCCACAAGAUCUAAAUCAAUCUAAAUUCAAAGUAAUGGAAGAAGUCGACCCAGACCUACUUAACAAUGCUAACACAAAAAGAGCUGUCAGAAAACCAUCUCAUUGGGGUUCUGUAUGGCAUCCAUAUUCGAUAGAUGCAGUUAUUGAAGAGAUAGAUGGAGUAAAUCAUCGAAUGGGUGGCAUCAAUUCUAGUCCGUUACAGUUUGGUCGAUUCGAAUCUGCGGUAGAGAAAUUAACAACAGCCACCGCUGACAUCGAUACAGCUACUACCGAGACUACAAAAUCAUCUGCGUCAAAAUAA